Molecule: messenger RNA, 522 nt
Organism: Saprolegnia parasitica CBS 223.65
Lineage: Eukaryota; Oomycota; Saprolegniomycetes; Saprolegniales; Saprolegniaceae
Exons: 6
Source: RefSeq, a predicted model, not a curated record
AUGGUGACGAGCGCCAUCUCGGUCGAGUUCUCGCAAUACUGCAAAUGCGACAGCAUCUUUGAAGCCAAGUACCUCCGAACGCAUCGGUCCGGCGGCACCAAGGUCCUGCGAUGCUUUCCCCACUGCUGCCCAUCGCAUGUCUUCAACAGUGUCUGCGGCACGUCCGUCGUCGCCCGCGUGCACGGCCCUGCGGACCGCGUCCAGCAGUCCAUGACGUACCUUCGCUUCGAGGCGUCGUACGAGCGGCCGUUCCAGGUCGGCGACACGCUCAGCGAGCAGACAAUUUUGUCCAACCUCCGUCGACAGACGCACGCAAUCGGCGAGUGGAUUGCGAGUCAGUACGAUGUCUUUGACGACAAAACUUCGGUGCGCGUCAACGAAUUCAGCCCCAAGGCCACGUCGUCGCUCGGGUGGCACUACCGCUGGGUCGGCGGCUCAGCGCGCCAGCAGCGUCGCGCGACCCACUGCCUUCGCGCCUAUGUCUUUGAGCGCUUCUUCCACCACAACGUCUCGAUGCUGCGG